UUUUUUUUGUUUUAAUCUUGUAAAAAAAGAAAUGUCACCGACAAUUUUCUACGGUAAGUUACUGAAUCCGUCAUAGAUUUCAUUCGAUAAACCUGUCGUCCGUUGGAUAAAAAAAAAAAGAUUCGAUCGUAGAUCUCGAAAGAUUCCCACGAUAAAGAGAUAAUAAAGGAGUAUUAGUAGUAGUAAUAGCCAGUGGUAGUAGUCUAAGAUCCAAAAGAAAGAUAUCUCUGGUUUUGUCAUUAACGACGAAGAAAUUGUAUGGUAUAGCGAGAGCUUAACUAGCGAGCUUAAAGCGUUACGAUCGCGAAGUGUACCUUGAACGUUGCCGGAACAGCGUAUUAAAGAUAGAUUAGACUCCCACGAUUCCAGCACGAUCAUCUAACCGUUCGACAUUACCGUAGACCGUGCAGUAGUUAAAUCAGUUAAAUCAGUCUCUCGUGACUCAAGUCUAAGUCGUGGAGUUUAAUACUUGCGUUUCUUCAUCGAUUUAAAAUCAUGGAAUUCGUGUGAUAUUUUUCACGUUAAUGAAAGAAAAGAAAAUCAAAAUGAAAAUAUUGUUCUCUGUAUUAAUAAGAAAGAUAAAGAGAGAAAGGGAGAGAGAGAUAAACGAUGAGCCUUAAUGAAACGGUAUAUAUCGAACUGGUGGUAAACGUAAUAUGGUGUCUACAAGUGUACGGAUAUUUUUGGACAUAGCAUCUGGUUGGACGUAAACCUUUGACGUCUUGACUUCGGAAAUGGUCAGUCGUCGUUUGCUCUUGCGUUGGUUAUAAUCCUUGAGACUAGAAAUCUGAUUUUGUUUCUCUUUAUUUUUCAAAGACGAAUCUAUAAGACAACGAUUUCUUAUGGCAAAUCAUACGGGACCAGCAGAUAUCGCGGAAGUUACGUUCCAAGCUUAUGCAAGACAGCAGAUAACAAACGAGGAACCGCGAAGAUGUUAUCAUUUGAAAAUUCGAUUUAUUCUAAUGGCAAUAGUUUCCACAGUGAUCGCUUCUCUUAUUAUAUAUUGGUUCAUUAAUUCGAUUCUGGUUAAUCACAAUGAAAGUAAGCAUUUUGAUUCGAAUAGGUAUCGUUCUGCUUUGAGAAAACAGUCUCACUUUCAACUUCCUAGUCAGGUUAUACCAUUGGAAUAUACAUUGCGAAUAAUUCCGUUAUUGGCAGAGAACAAUUUUAGUAUCAUCGGUGACGUCAAGAUUCAACUUUAUUGCAAACAUCCGACAAAACACAUACGGCUUCAUUCUCGUAAAUUAAAUAUAAAGAACGUCAAAAUCACGAACAUUCGUCCCGCAAACAAAUCGUACAUUAUCGAGAAUUACAAGUUAAUUUCGGACGAUGAAUUUCUCGAUAUUUUUCUCUUACAACUUUUGAUCAAAAAUCAAAGUUACAUGCUGAGCAUUAGAUAUACCGCUGAUUUAAACGAAGAACCGAUUGGAUUGUUUCGUAGCAAAUAUAGAAACAAGAUAUCUAAUGUUACAAGGUGGAUAGCCGUAUCGAAUUUUUAUCCUGAUUUCGCUCGAAGAACUUUUCCAUGCUUCGACGAACCAUCAAUUAAGACUCCUUUUCGAAUCUCGAUUAGUCGAAAGAUCGACAUGCGGACUCAUUCAAAUUCAAUACUUAUUGCCACCGAGAUAAAUCACGAUAUAUCAGGUCAUGUUUGGGAUCAUUACAAUAAAACCCUACCAAUGUCGACGUACUUGGUAGCUUUCAUGGUGACUGACUUCCAAAGUUAUCAGAUCAACGUUACCGAUCGGCCAUUUCAUAAUGUGUUCGCCAGAAAAGACGUGCAAAAUGAUACCAUGUAUAUUGGAAAUUUAAUACCUCGGAUAGUCAGGCUCAUGCAAAAUUUAACGGGAUUCCAUUACGACUUGGACAAGCUCGACAUGAUAGCGGUACCAAGUUUGGCAUAUUCGUCGAUGGAAAAUUGGGGUCUCAUUACGUUUCGGGAGAACAACAUACUCGUGCGAAAUAAAAAGCAACAUCUUGAUAGCAAGCUAAGAUCCGCGAUUAUAGCGUCGCACGCGGUGGCACAUCAAUGGUUCGGUAAUUUGGUGACGCCAAAAUGGUGGUCCGAUGUAUGGCUAAAAGAAGGCUUUUCUUCUUUCUUCGGUAUUAAGGCUUUGAGCAUGAUCGAAUCGUCUUGGAGUAUGGAGUAUAUUAUGGCGGGGCAAUAUCGUAAAAUGUUUGAGAGAGAAGCGAAGGAAAAGGCAUACCCGUUGUAUCUCAAUUUAAGUAUGAAAAAAUCACUUCGAGAUAUAUACGAUUCAAGGGCAUAUCUAAAGGGCAAUUGUCUCGUCAAUAUGAUAUUUCAUUUUCUCGGCGAGUCGAUUUUUUUUUCAUCGAUCAAAAGAUACAUAAAUAUUUAUCGUCACGGUGCCGCCGAUCAGGAAGAUCUUUGGGAUAUAUUUCAAGAGGAAAUAAAGUCGAGGUCACAUAUGGAAUUCUCCAUGAGAAAUAUUAUGAAAAAUUGGACCGAUCAUGCAGGAUUUCCGGUCGUUCACGUCCUAAGGAAUAACGAGACCGGUCUUGUUGAACUAACGCAGGAGAGAUUUUAUAGGGACGCUUUAAACCCUCAUGGUACGAGCGAGGAAUUAUGGUCCAUCCCUUUAACGUGGACAAUCGAAAGUGAUCAGCGAUUCGAUGGGACGUUGCCGAAGGCAUGGAUGCUUGAAAGACGCAUGGUGAUUAAUGAUACUGGCUUGAGUGAAGCAAUUUUCAAUAAUCAAUGGAUUCUCUUUAAUAUCAACCAAACAGGAUUGUACCGAGUGAAUUACGAUGUAGAAAAUUGGAGACUUUUAACGAAUCGAUUCGAUAUCCUUCCCGAAACGACAAAGCUCCAGAUCCUGAAUGAUGCCUUUGCUAUGUUCAACGCAGGAUUACUCGAUCAAGCUUUCCUCUGGAAGAUUCUUCUUAAGUUCAACGUUGAUACCGAGGAAACAGUGUGGUUGUCAGUUAAGGAUGCCUUCAAAUAUAUCGAAUAUCGUCUAUGGGAUUCUCAAGUUUUCGAGUUUGUAACGUGCAAAUUAGUCGAGGACGUAUACAUUUCGAAGGUAAAAAAUUUGUUUGAAAUCGACAUCGAUAGCUGGAGUACAUUUAAUUUCGAAAUGACAAAAUGGGCAUGCUCGAUGGGACACAAAACUUGCAUAAAAUCCGUUCUGAAUUUUGUAGAUGAAUUAUUGGAAAACGAUACCUCGAUAACAGAUGAUCUAACGAGGGAAUUUCGUUUGUGGGCCUAUUGUACGUACGCUAAAUUUUCUUCGGAAGAACAAUGGUCGAAGUUAUUGGCCAAAUAUCACGAAGCAAAAGAAAACGAUAAAUAUAGCCUCGCUUAUGCUCUUGGUUGUACUCUAAAUAUAACUUUGAUCGAACGGUAUUUGUCGUCGAUUUCACUCGAAAAUAAAAAUUCGAAGAAUAAUGAAAAUCAAUAUGUCGAGGUUACGCUUAUGGCUAUCGCUAAUAAUCCGAGUGCACUUAAUCUAACGAUGGCCUUUAUAGAACAACUCGAAAACGUUGAUAAAAGUAUCGAAUAUUACGAUCCAUUGGUUAACAUUUUUUACGAUUUCUCCACUACUAUGGAUCAAGAGGAGAACGUUAAAUGGCUAACACGUUUCAAAGGUUCUCCUGGCAGUAAGUACGAUACACUAAUCGAGACGAUAAUUAAUGACGUCAAGUUCAACGUCGCUUGGAACCGAAGGCACAAGAACGUGACGAUCGACCGAUUAAGGAUCAUCGCAGAUACUAUGAACGAGAGUAAGGAUUGCCUGAAAAAUGGAAGAAGAAAUAUUUACGAUUAACUUUAACCUAUGAAGUACCAUCAUUUUCAAAUGGAUUCAAAACUUUGGAAAAACAAAUUGAAUUUUUGUCUGUGCCAUGAAGUGAACGUUCCUAUGUAAGGGAUUGAUUCACGGCCAGUUAUAAUACCGCCAAACCAAAACCCUAAUAGAUUCAGGUCAAUGCCACUACCGUUCUUCGAAGUCGUUCAUUAUGUGGGAAGAGAGGCCCCGUUCUCAUGCCACACAGGUUGCAGUACCUGUGCGGCAGGCUCGAGGUAGGAUUUGCCAAGAACUCGAAGAUAGACCCUCGGCUCUCCCCCUGUCCUUCUCUCUCUUUCUCUCUCUCUCUUUCUCUUUCUCUUUCUCUCUCUCUCUUUCUGUUUCUCUCUCUCUCUCUCUUUCUCUCUCUCUCUCUCUCUCUCUCUUUCUCUCUCUCCCACCAUCAUCUCGUUCCCUCUCCCUCUCCUUCACCGCUGAAAACCUAUUCACGAAACCGUCGACGAUAAAACCUUUCUCUCUCGUUAAUUUUGCAAAGAGACCCCACGAUCCCCGUCGAUAAAAAUCGCUCAACUUACUCCUGUGCCCUUUUCUCUUGACCAUUUUCGAAAUACCCGUUGACUAUGGGUUCGUUGAAAUAAAUUACCUCGGAAUCAUUGUCUCUCUUCCUUCUUUUCCUCCUCCUCCUCCUCCUCUUCCUCCUGCCAUCUCUCCCACCUCCUCUUCGAAAU
Molecule: messenger RNA, 4495 nt
Organism: Vespa velutina
Lineage: Eukaryota; Metazoa; Arthropoda; Insecta; Hymenoptera; Vespidae
Product: thyrotropin-releasing hormone-degrading ectoenzyme-like
Exons: 15
Coding region: 843-3788 (981 amino acids)
Biological process (GO): peptide catabolic process; proteolysis
Cellular component (GO): cytoplasm
Molecular function (GO): zinc ion binding; metalloaminopeptidase activity; peptide binding
Source: RefSeq, a predicted model, not a curated record